Molecule: messenger RNA, 3349 nt
Organism: Boleophthalmus pectinirostris (great blue-spotted mudskipper)
Lineage: Eukaryota; Metazoa; Chordata; Actinopteri; Gobiiformes; Gobiidae
Gene: eftud2
Product: elongation factor Tu GTP binding domain containing 2
Exons: 27
Coding region: 150-3065 (971 amino acids)
Biological process (GO): mRNA splicing, via spliceosome
Cellular component (GO): U2-type catalytic step 2 spliceosome; cytosol; U4/U6 x U5 tri-snRNP complex
Molecular function (GO): translation elongation factor activity; U5 snRNA binding; GTPase activity
Source: RefSeq, a predicted model, not a curated record
CUACCCCACAGAAAAAGAAAUACCGGAAGAGGCUUUCGUGCGCAUGGCGGCGGUAUUUUGGGAAUUAUUUAUCUAAAAAUCUGAACUUUUAAGGCUGUUUAUACAAGAAAAAGACCUGCUUUGCCUAAUCGAGAGCUGCUUGUUUGAAGAUGGAGGCAGAUCUCUAUGAUGAGUUUGGGAACUACAUCGGUCCGGAGCUGGACUCAGAUGAUGACGAUGAUGAUCUGGAUGCAGAGGACAGAGACAUGGAUGAGGGGGAUGAUGAUGAAGACGAUGAGCCUGCAGAUGCCGAUGAUGAUGUUCCAGGGAUGGAGGUGGUUUUACACGAGGACAAGAAGUACUACCCCACAGCAGAGGAGGUCUAUGGGCCCGAGGUGGAAACUAUUGUACAAGAAGAGGACACACAACCUCUCACAGAGCCCAUCAUUAAACCUGUAAAACACAGGAAGUUCACACUGAUGGAGCAAGAAUUACCGGCCACAGUUUAUGAUAUGGAAUUUCUUGCUGAUCUCAUGGACAGUCCAGAGCUAAUUCGUAAUGUUACCUUGUGUGGUCACCUUCAUCAUGGCAAGACUUGCUUUGUGGAUUGCCUCAUUGAACAAACACAUCCAGAAAUCAGAAAAAGAGAUGAUUUAGAUCUCCGGUACACAGACAUACUCUUUACUGAACAAGAGAGAGGAGUUGGUAUCAAAAGUACCCCAGUCACAAUGGUGUUGCCAGACUCCAGAGGGAAAUCCUACCUCUUCAACAUCAUGGACACCCCUGGACAUGUCAACUUCUCCGAUGAGGUCACGUCCAGUAUCCGGCUUUCCGAUGGAAUUGUCCUGUUCAUUGAUGCUGCAGAAGGAGUGAUGUUGAACACAGAGCGCCUGAUCAAACACGCAGUGCAGGAGCGAAUGGCCAUCACGAUCUGCAUAAACAAAGUGGACCGUCUCAUCCUGGAGUUAAAACUGCCCCCCACAGACGCUUACUACAAACUCAGGCACAUCGUGGAUGAAGUCAAUGGAAUGCUUAGCACAUAUUCCACUGAUGAGAAUGUGGUGGUGUCUCCUCUUCUGGGAAACGUGUGCUUUGCCAGCUCUCAGUACAGUAUCUGCUUCACCUUGGGCUCCUUCGCAAAGAUUUACUCUGACACUUACGGCGACAUUAACUAUACAGAAUUUGCUCAGAGACUUUGGGGAGACAUUUAUUUCAACCCAAAAACCCGCAAGUUCACAAAGAAAGCUCCUACCAGUAACUCUCAGCGCAGCUUUGUGGAGUUUGUUCUGGAGCCUUUGUACAAGAUUCUCUCACAGGUGGUUGGAGAUGUGGACACUUCUCUCCCUCGAGUUUUGGAUGAACUGGGAAUCCAUUUGUCCAAAGAGGAGCUCAAGUUGAACAUCAGACCUUUGCUCAGGCUGGUCUGUAACCGCUUCUUUGGAGAGUUCACCGGCCUGGUGGACAUGUGUGUGCAGCACAUCCCCUCACCACAAGAUGGCGCCAAGACCAAAAUAGAGCACACCUACACUGGGGGCCUGGACUCAGACCUUGGGGAGACCAUGUCAGAGUGUGACCCUGAUGGCCCCUUGAUGUGCCACACAACAAAGAUGUACAGCACAGAGGAUGGGGUCCAGUUUCACGCUUUUGGUCGUGUCUUGAGUGGGACGAUUCAGGCGGGACAGCCGGUCAAAGUGUUGGGAGAGAACUAUACUCUGGAGGACGAAGAGGACUCCCAGGUCUGCACCGUGGGGAGACUCUGGAUCUCUGUUGCCAGAUACCAAAUUGAAGUGAACCGUGUACCUGCUGGAAACUGGGUCCUCAUUGAAGGCUGUGACCAGUCCAUCGUGAAAACCUCCACCAUCACAGAGCCCAGAGGCAAUGAAGAUGCACAAAUCUUCAGACCCCUAAAGUUCAACACAGCGUCAGUUAUAAAGAUCGCUGUGGAGCCUGUGAAUCCGUCAGAACUGCCAAAAAUGUUGGACGGGCUCAGGAAAGUCAACAAGAGCUACCCCUCCCUCACCACUAAAGUGGAGGAGUCUGGAGAGCAUGUGAUCUUGGGAACAGGAGAACUCUAUCUGGACUGUGUGAUGCACGACCUCAGAAAGAUGUACUCAGAGAUUGACAUAAAAGUGGCUGAUCCAGUCGUAACAUUCUGUGAGACAGUUGUUGAAACCUCCUCUCUGAAGUGUUUUGCUGAAACGCCAAACAAAAAGAAUAAGAUUACGAUGAUCGCGGAGCCUCUGGAAAAGGGUCUGGCAGAAGACAUCGAGAACGAAGUGGUGCAGAUCACAUGGAACAGGAAGAAGUUGGGUGAGUUCUUCCAGACCAAGUACGACUGGGAUCUUCUGGCUGCCAGGUCCAUCUGGGCUUUUGGACCAGACACAACUGGGCCCAACAUCCUGGUGGACGACACACUGCCCUCUGAGGUGGACAAGGCACUCCUGGGCUCAGUUAAAGACAGCAUCGUGCAGGGUUUCCAGUGGGGCACUAGGGAGGGUCCUCUGUGUGAUGAGCCCAUCAGAAAUGUCAAGUUUAAGAUCCUGGAUGCAGUCAUCGCACAAGAGCCGCUACACCGAGGCGGGGGCCAGGUCAUCCCCACAGCCCGAAGGGUGGUCUACUCCGCCUUCCUCAUGGCCACACCAAGGCUGAUGGAGCCAUAUUACUUUGUGGAGGUGCAGGCUCCAGCAGAUUGUGUGUCUGCUGUGUACACCGUGUUGGCUCGAAGGAGAGGACACGUGACCCAGGACGCCCCCAUCCCAGGCUCCCCUCUCUACACCAUCAAAGCCUUCAUCCCCGCCAUAGACUCGUUCGGGUUUGAGACAGAUCUCCGCACGCACACCCAGGGCCAGGCCUUCGCUCUCUCCGUGUUUCACCACUGGCAGAUAGUUCCCGGUGAUCCGCUGGAUAAGAGCAUCGUGAUCCGGCCUCUGGAGCCUCAGCCUGCGCCACAUUUGGCCCGAGAGUUCAUGAUCAAGACGAGAAGGCGCAAGGGUCUGAGCGAGGAUGUGAGUAUCAGCAAGUUCUUCGACGAUCCUAUGUUGUUGGAGCUGGCCAAGCAGGACGUGGUGCUCAACUAUCCAAUGUGAAAAUGCCUGGAAAUAUGUCCAAAACUGACUCCAGGCGUAACCAUAGCAGCUGUCCAUCACCGGCUCAUCCUCCUCUGUAAGUGGGACAGAACUGGAGGAAAUAUAUCAAAGGCAUUUGGUUUGAUUGGUGUCCGGUUUGCAAAGUCAGAAUUAUGAACGCCUGUUUUUGUCUUGUUUAUUUUUAUAUGUAAAAAAUGACCAAUGUGUUUUGUAGAAGAACCUUUUUAAAUAAUAUGUUGUCAGUGAAAACACAUAUGACAAAUAAAAGAUGUAACUGAAAUACA